Messenger RNA from Prorocentrum cordatum, 933 nucleotides. NCBI's taxonomy places the organism in Eukaryota, Dinophyceae, Prorocentrales, Prorocentraceae. The record is from the annotation of a GenBank genome assembly.
GGUUGGCGACCGUCUGCUGCAGCGGCUGAUGCUGUCGAAGGACCAGAACCCAGUGGACAUCUCCAAGACCGGCAUCACGCUCCUCAACAACUUGGAGGGCAUGCUGCCGCUUCUGGUCGUGAUGGGCAUCAAGAACGAGUUCACCGAGAUCCCUGCAGCAGUCGCGGCGCUCACCACGUCUGGUAUUGUCUGGGUGGUCCUUAGCUGCAUGGUGGGCGUCGCGAUCAGCUACACAGGCAUCUGGGCGCAGAGCCUGAUCAGCGCCACCAGCUUCCUGGUGCUGGUCAACGCGAACAAGUUCGUCAUCAUCUUCAUCGAAGCUUUCUGCCUCAAGACGAAGAGCCUUGCGCCGAUCCAGGUCGUCGGCGCGAUCGUCACAAUCCUCGGGGGCGUCCUCUACGGCAAGGCGCGCGAGGCCCUCGAGGCCGAGAGCAGGGAGAAGGUGCCCCUGGUGGCCAAGAAGGACGCCUGCAAGGUCUGAGCGCCGGGCACCCGCGCCGGGGGACGCCAGCCGCGGCAGCCGCCCUCCUCGCCCCCCUCCCCUCCCUGGGAUCCUCGCUCCGGGGUCAAGCGUCAGGCCUGUAUGCCCGCGGAGGGGCGGCCGCUUAGGGCCGCUGAAGGAAUUCACCCUGAGGAGGGUUCACUCCAGAUCUAGCCCUCCUCGUGGACGCCCCUUCUUUUCGUGGACUUUGUGCUCGCCGGCCUCCAGAAGUCCCAAAUGGCAAAAAGCUGGCUGUUCGGGGUCUGCUCAAGCCGCCGAAGUUGGUGUCCCCCGACCAGCGAGAGCGUCCUGUGCCGCGCCGCUGCCUCAGCGCCUCUUACUGCUCCUGUUCCCCAGGAUGCAACUGCCAGGAGGCUAUCUCCAGCAUCGAGGCUGGUAUACAGUGGGGGCGCGCAUCAAGAAACCAUGUGCUUUUCGUCAGGGUAUCCUGG